GCCCCCCUUCGACCCCAGCAUGCCCCCGAUGCCGCCGCCGGGGGGGAUCCCCCCGCCCAUGGGGCCUCCACACCUACAGAGACCACCAUUUAUGCCUCCUCCCAUGGGUAGCAUGCCACCACCUCCUGGUAUGAUGUUCCCUCCAGGAAUGCCGCCGGUGUCUGCGCCAGGAACGCCAGCAAUGCCCCCAGCUGAGGAGAUCUGGGUGGAGAACAAAACUCCGGAUGGGAAGGUUUAUUUCUACAACGCGCGGACACGCGAGUCGGCGUGGAGCAAGCCGGACGGGGUCAAGGUCAUCCAGCAGUCUGAGCUGACGCCCAUGCUGGCAGCCCAGGCCCAGGCCGUGGGGGCCUCCACCCCCACCACCAGCAGCCCUGCAGCUGCAGCAUCUCCAUCCACCUCCUCCAGCACGCAGUCCUCCACCACCUCCACCACCACCACGGCCACCUCCGUGUCCCAGACCAACUCCACACCUACCACACAAGACCAGACCCCGAGUUCGGGUGUUUCAGUUGCCACACCAUCAGUCAGUGUUUCAACCUCUGCUCCUUCUGCUACACCUGUGCAGACUGUACCCCAGCCAGUCCCACAGACAUUGCCUCCUGCAGUUCCUCAUGCAGUACCUCAACCAACUGCAGCAAUUCCUGCUUUUCCACCAGUAAUGGUACCUCCAUUUCGUGUCCCCCUUCCUGGCAUGCCUAUUCCACUUCCAGGUGUAGCAAUGAUGCAAAUAGUCAGCUGCCCGUAUGUAAAGACAGUCGCUACCACCAAGACCGGAGUGCUGCCGGGCAUGGCUCCCCCCAUCGUGCCCAUGAUCCACCCGCAGGUGGCCAUCGCCGCCUCGCCCGCCUCGCUGGCCGCCGCCGCCGUCUCCGAGUGGACAGAGUACAAAACUGCCGACGGCAAAACCUACUACUACAACAACAGGACUCUGGAGUCCACCUGGGAAAAGCCCCAAGAGCUGAAGGACAAAGAAAAAAUGGAAGAGAAGGUCAAAGAGCCAAUUAAAGAACCCUCAGAGGAGCCUUUACCAAUGGAGACAGAAGAAGAAGAGUCUAAAGAAGAACCCAUAAAAGAACUGAUAAAGGAGCCAAAAGAGGAAGAAAUGACAGAGGAAGAGAAGGCAGCUCAGAAGGCCAAGCCGGUGGCCACCACCCCGAUCCCAGGCACCCCCUGGUGUGUGGUGUGGACAGGGGACGAGCGGGUGUUCUUCUACAACCCCACCACACGGCUCUCCAUGUGGGACCGGCCCGACGACCUCAUCGGCAGAGCUGACGUGGACAAAAUCAUCCAGGAGCCUCCUCACAAAAAGGGACUGGAAGAAGGAAAAAAACUCAUUAGAGAAGAGCACGAAGCUGCAGAGGAAGCAAACGAAGAUGAGCCUAUUAAAAUCAAAAAGCGCAAGAAAGAUGAUAUCAAAGACAUUGAUUCUGAAAAGGAGGCUGCUAUGGAGGCUGAGAUUAAAGCUGCUCGAGAGAGAGCCAUUGUCCCACUGGAGGCUCGGAUGAAACAGUUCAAAGACAUGCUGCUGGAAAGAGGGGUCUCUGCCUUUUCGACAUGGGAGAAAGAGCUGCACAAGAUUGUGUUUGAUCCUCGUUACUUGCUGCUCAACCCCAAAGAGAGGAAACAGGUGUUUGAUCAGUAUGUGAAAACCCGAGCAGAGGAGGAGCGCAAGGAGAAGAAAAAUAAAAUAAUGCAGGCCAAGGAGGAUUUCAAGAAAAUGAUGGAAGAAGCAAAGAUUAAUCCAAGAACUACUUUUAGUGAAUUUGCAGCCAAGCAUGCUAAAGACUCGAGGUUCAAGGCAAUUGAAAAGAUGAAAGAUCGAGAGGCCUUGUUUAAUGAGUUUAUCUCAGCGGCAAGAAAGAAGGAGAAGGAAGACUCGAAGACCAGGGGAGAGAAGAUCAAAAUGGACUUCUUUGAGCUGCUGGCAAACCACCACCUGGAUAGUCAGUCUCGCUGGAGCAAAGUGAAGGACAAAGUGGAGACUGACCCGCGGUACAAGGCGGUGGACAGCUCCUCACAGAGGGAGGAUCUGUUCAAGCAGUACAUCGAGAAAAUAGCCAAGAACCUGGACUCGGAGAAGGAGAAGGAGCUGGAGCGGCAGGGGCGCAUCGAGGCCAGCCUGCGGGAGCGCGAGCGCGAGGUGCAGAAGGCGCGCUCCGAGCAGACCAAGGAGAUCGACCGCGAGCGCGAGCAGCACAAGCGCGAGGAGGCCAUCCAGAACUUCAAAGCGCUGCUCUCGGACAUGGUUCGCUCCUCGGACGUGUCCUGGUCCGACACGCGGCGCACGCUGCGCAAGGAUCACCGCUGGGAGUCGGGCUCCCUGCUCGAGAGGGAGGAGAAGGAGAAGCUCUUCAACGAGCACAUCGAGGCACUCACCAAAAAGAAGAGAGAACAUUUCAGGCAACUUCUGGAUGAAACUUCAGCGAUAACUUUAACAUCAACAUGGAAGGAAGUGAAAAAAAUAAUUAAAGAAGAUCCAAGGUGCAUUAAAUUCUCUUCGAGUGACAGGAAAAAGCAGAGGGAGUUUGAGGAAUACAUCCGAGACAAAUACAUCACUGCCAAAGCCGACUUCAGGACGCUGCUCAAGGAGACCAAAUUCAUCACCUACAGAUCCAAAAAGCUGAUCCAGGAGUCGGACCAGCACCUGAAAGACGUGGAGAAGAUCCUGCAGAAUGACAAGCGCUACCUGGUGCUGGACUGCGUGCCCGAGGAGCGGCGCAAGCUGAUCGUGUCCUACGUGGACGACCUGGACCGGCGCGGGCCCCCCCCGCCCCCCACGGCCUCCGAGCCCACCCGCAGAACCACCAAAUAACCAGCCCAGGCUGCCUGAGCCAGGCUGCCCUGAGCCAGGCUGCCCUGAGCCAGGCUGCCUGGCACCCAGCGCUUGCAUGAGCCAUCAGGUCACACAUCCAUCGCCGUCAGUAUACUCAAACAUCCCAGCAGCAGAGGCAGGAGCAGCAGUAGUGAACGUUAAAUGGUCUCUGGGGGGAAACCAACAGCACAAACCCGCAUUAAAGAUAUUUAUGAGUUAAUUGGAGCGUGGCUGGCAAACGCCAGGGUGUGGGGUGGCUGUGGGUCUCAGGGCGGUGUGUCAGGUGUGGGUGGCUGCUGCCUGGGGCUUUCCUCUCAGCAGUGUCCUGCCUGUGAGUCCGCAGGGUGCUCCUGGUGUGCUCUGAGCGUGUCCUACGUGUGUGUCACCAGCUGCCUCCUGCUGCCUGCAGUCCCUGCAGGAGGGGGUGACACGCUCUGGUAGCUGAGAUUACUGAUCACUGGCAGCCCCUCUG
Molecule: messenger RNA, 3287 nt
Organism: Ficedula albicollis (Collared flycatcher)
Lineage: Eukaryota; Metazoa; Chordata; Aves; Passeriformes; Muscicapidae
Gene: TCERG1
Product: transcription elongation regulator 1
Exons: 20
Coding region: 20-2815 (931 amino acids)
Cellular component (GO): nucleus
Molecular function (GO): transcription coregulator activity; RNA polymerase binding
Source: RefSeq, a predicted model, not a curated record